Neomonachus schauinslandi (Hawaiian monk seal) is the source of this 2806-nucleotide messenger RNA. RefSeq names its product pleckstrin homology and RhoGEF domain containing G6 (gene PLEKHG6). The transcript has 17 exons. Lineage: Eukaryota; Metazoa; Chordata; Mammalia; Carnivora; Phocidae. The record is from RefSeq and is a predicted model, not a curated record. Gene Ontology annotation, molecular function: GTPase activator activity; guanyl-nucleotide exchange factor activity. Bases 239 to 2611 code for a protein of 790 amino acids.
ACCUGCGGACACAGGUUUAAGGGGAAGGGAUGGAGCCCCCGACCUGGCUCCCAGCUCCGUGGAGGUGUUCCCAGAGGCUGGGGAAGACCAAACAUAGCCUGCUGUCUCUAAGCCCAGCGGCCUGAUAGCUGUCCUCCCUCACCUCCCUGUCUGUGGCCAGGAGGGUCCAGCCUCAGGGGACCCUUUUCUCCUGGAUAUUGAAGCUAUGACCCUUCAGAGGUGACCCAGGAAAGAAGAGAUGCAGACCUUUGCUCCUCCAGAGGAGGGUCCCCUCCAAGGACUUGUGGCGUCCCUCAUUGAGACUUACGGGGGCCGGCAUCAGGCCUCCAACCAGGGCUCUGCUGGCAGUCUCCAUUCCCAAGGAGGCCCUGGGCUGGAUCCCAGUCGCCGACGCCUCCAUGGCUACGUCCCCUUUGCCAAGGGCUCUGGCCAGGUCCGAGCCGUGUCUCCCCUGAAGUUGCGAGAACCAGAGCCUGAGAAGUGGCAUGGAGGCCAUUUUGUGGCUGGCCCACCACACUCCCCCAAACUCAAAGAAGUCACCAAGGCCCACCAGCUGGAGGUGAGGCUGCAUACAUUCAGCAUGUUUGGGAUGCCCCGCCUGCCCCCUGAGGACCGGCGGCACUGGGAGAUAGGAGAGGGCAGAGACAGCGGCCUGGUCAUUGAGAAGUCCUGGAAGGAGCUGGUGCCUGGGCACAAGGAGAUGAGCCGAGAGCUUUGCCACCAACAGGAAGCGCUUUGGGAGCUGCUGACCACCGAGCUGAUCUACGUGCGGAAGCUCAGGAUCAUGACUGAUCUCCUGGCCGCCGGCCUGCUGAACUUGCAGCGAGUGGGACUGCUGACCGAGGUAUCAGCUGAGACCCUGUUUGGAAAUGUCCCCAGCCUGAUUCGAGCCCACAAGAGCUUUUGGGAGGAGGUGCUGGGACCCACCCUGGGGGCGACUCGAGCCUCAGGCCAGCCUCUGGACCCUGUCAGCCUGCAAAAUGGCUUCUUGACGUUCAGCCAGCGGUUCCAGCCCUAUGUCCAGUACUGCCUACAAGUGAAGCAGACCAUGGCUUAUGCCCGGGAGCAGCAAGACAAUAAUCCUCUCUUCCAUGCCUUUGUGCAGUGGUGUGAGAAGCACAAGCUCGCGGGGAGGCAGACGCUGGGUGACCUGCUCAUCAAACCCCACCAGCGCAUCACCAAGUACCCACUGCUGCUCCAGGCUGUGCUUAAGAAGAGUCCUGAGGCAUGCACCCGAGAGGCCCUGAACGCCAUGAUUGCCGCUGUGGAGUCAUUCCUGCGACACAUCAAUCAACAGGUCCGCCAGGGCGAAGAGCAGGAGAGCCUGGUGGCUGCAGCCCAACGCAUCGGGCCCUACGAAGUGCUGGAGCCGUCCAGUGAGGAGGUGGAGAAGAACCUGCGUCCGUUCUGCACCCUGGACCUGAUGUCCCCCGUGCUGGGGGUUGCUUCUGAGCACACCAGGCAGCUGCUGCUGGAGGGACCCGUGCGAGUGAAGGAGGGGCGAGAAGGAAAGCUGGACGUGUACCUCUUCCUCUUCUCUGACGUGCUCCUGGUGACCAAGCCCCAACGCAAGGCAGACAAAGCCAAGGUCAUCCGCCCCCCACUCAUGCUGGAGAAGCUUGUGUGCCAACCACUACGAGACCCUAACAGCUUCCUGGUGAUCCAUCUCACUGAAUUCCACUGUGUCUCCAGUGCCCUCAUCGUGCACUGUCCCAGUGCUGCAGACCGUGCCCAGUGGUUAGAGAAGACUCAGCAGGCCCAGGUCACCCUGCAAAAGCUGAAGGCAGAGGAGUAUGUCCAACAGAAGAGGGAGCUCCUGGCUCUCUAUCGGGACCAGGACCAGGAGUCCCCAGGCACCAGGCCCUCCUCGCCUUCCCCGGAGGGCUCUCAGAGCAGCGCAGAAAGGAGGACUCCUGAGUUCUCGACCAUCAUCCCACACCUGGUGGUGACAGAAGACACAGAUGAAGACUCUCCGUUGGUACCAGAUGAUACCUCAGACUCUGGCUACAGCACCCUGAUCCCAGGCUCCCCCAAGGGGCCCCACUAUGUGAGCCAUCUGCGCCCACAGGCCCUUCGGCGUGACCCUCGCCUCACCUUCUCCACCCUGGACCUCCGAGAUGUUCCUCUGCGCCCUCAGCCUCCUAACCCCCAAGCUCCCCAACGCCGAAGCACCCCUGAACUGCCAAGGGAAGUUAUCCAAAGAGGAAGCAGCCUUCCCAGGGGAGAUCAACCAACCUGGUCUGAGGAAGAAGAUGGGACCUCAGUGGGAGGGAAUGUGGUAGCGGAAACCUUGCAUCGGGCCCGACUUCGGGGACAGCUCUCCCCAUCCCCGACCCACACAGACUCUGCUGGGGAAAGCCCCUGGGAGUCCUCAGGGGAUGAGGAAGAGGGGUCCCUCUUCCUGGGACCUGGCUGCACCCUCUCCCCCCACCCCCUCCGGGCUGAGGAUAUGCUCAGAGAGAUCCGGGAAGAACUGGCCAGCCAAAGGAUCGAGGGCAUCCCUGAGCCUAGGAACGGCAAGCCUCGGAAGCUGACCCGGGGCCAACUGCAGAGGAUGCGUGGGCCCUACAUCAUACAGCUGGACACCCCCCUGUCCACAUCAGAGGUGUGAGGGACACUCAGGACCUUUGGCAUUUCUCCCAGAGGAAAUCUCUCCCCGAGAGUGCUGGUCACCACCCCACCCCUGGACUCUACCUCAAAGACCACACUUUCCACUAAGAAGCCACUCCGCCUCUCCUGCUCAGAGGGCUUUGGGAUCAAGUGCUGUACAUUUUUGUACCAUAGACAUACCAGAGCCCCACAUAAA